AUGUUAGCCGCCGCCGUGGCGACCCGCGCUGUCCCGCACAUCCACCUCCUCUGCAUGGACGGGCGCUUCAGCGAUGCCUUUACCACGGCUCUUGCGACGUACAAGGGGAGCCUGCCGUCAUCCGUCUCCGUCGAGAUCCACAACAUGGCACUACAGUUUCUCCCUCCGUCGGCGAAGUUUGACCUCGUCGUGUCCCCUGCAAACUCGUACGGUCGGCUAGACGGCAGCUUCGAUGACGCCAUCUCACGCGCCUUUUCGCCCGGAGACGACUACAACGCGCUGACCUACGCUGCUCAAGCCGAGCUGUACAAGGAGUGGCGCGGUUUCGCGCCCCCUGGGACCUGUACGCUUGUCCGGAUCCCCGAACGCUUCAAAGAGCGGUCCAAGAACGUCUGGGGCACCCGCUAUCUCGCUCUCUGUCCUACAAUGCGCACGCCGCAAGAGGUGGUCUGGGACCGCGAGGUCAUCUACGAGUGCGUCUGGAGUCUCCUCUGUGCCAUCGAUAGGCACAACCGCGCGCUUGGCCAAAGCGGCGUGAGCGCCGACGACGCAGGGAUCCGCAGCAUCCUAAUCACUCCCAUGGCCACAGGUGUCGGUCGCGUGAGUGCAGAGAGGUGGGCGCAUCAGUUUAUCCUCGCCAUCAGGCAUUUCGUCGAUGCCGUUGAGAACCCGGCCAAGUGGAGCGCUCUGACGUGGGACGAUAUCGAGGAAUACGCGGAUGCCUUGGUAGAUUCGAGGACCAUGUAG
Molecule: messenger RNA, 747 nt
Organism: Hirsutella rhossiliensis
Lineage: Eukaryota; Fungi; Ascomycota; Sordariomycetes; Hypocreales; Ophiocordycipitaceae
Product: phage tail assembly-like protein
Exons: 1
Coding region: 1-747 (248 amino acids)
Source: RefSeq, a predicted model, not a curated record